Messenger RNA from Magallana angulata, 2073 nucleotides. RefSeq lists its product as uncharacterized. Lineage: Eukaryota; Metazoa; Mollusca; Bivalvia; Ostreida; Ostreidae. The transcript is spliced from 2 exons. The record is from RefSeq and is a predicted model, not a curated record. The coding region runs from base 455 to 1579 and encodes 374 amino acids.
UUAUUAUGAUUCAUAUACUCUAGCUCUAGGGUCUAAUUUUCCAUAUCAAACUACAUGUACGUGCAUUAUGCUUCUUUUGCAUUUUACAAUAUACAUUGUAUCUUUUCAAUUUUACAAGUACCAAAAAAGACGUAUUUAAUGAUAUUAUCAUGUUGCAUUAUUUUGUUCUUACAUGCAUUUUGAUAUUUAUACACGAGUGAUAAAAAAGCCCAAAAUUCAGUUCGGGGAUAUAUCCAUAAUGUCUAUUGAUAGCAAUUUAUGCACACAGUCCUGUUUAAUUUUUAAUUGAUUUAGGAAAGUUUAAUGGCAGAGCGGAUAAAAUGAUGACGUGCAGCGUGUAUGGCCUACACUUAAAAGCGUGCUAGUUCGACCAAUGAUAUAGGAAUAAAGUUUGGAUUAAGAAAACACAUUUGGAGUUUAUCAGUGGGUAUGUCUUUUCGUAAUAUUCUUGGUCAUGUUAUAUUCCUUUCAACUGAUCCACUCUGAGACAUCGUCAACAAAACAGCAACAUCAGCUAGCAACAUCGCAACGAAAAGGAAGGAGGUGCGAGUUGAUGGAAAAAGAAUCGUCGCAAAACUACUCCCAAUUUAUGCGCCAAGAUCUAGCGCCGAAUAAGUAUGUCAUCUACACGUGUACUGGGGCGUCGCGAGGCAGCCGAUGCGGUGGAUGGAGCGAUCGAAUGAAGACCAUAGUCUCUUCAUACAUUCUGUCUUUAAUUACGAAACGUCAAUUCAGAAUCAUGGAUAAUUAUCCUUGCAAUUUCAACAAAUCUUUUGCUGAAAACCUCGUCACUUGGAAAUUGAAGCAAUCUGAACUGAAAGAUCUAACUUCACAAAAUUUUUACGCAAGUUCGGGAGUGAAAAUUGCCAGGAACCAUUUUCGAAGCGGCAAUUUUGAAUCGGUUCACAAAGCGGAAGUAGUUUAUUUUCGUGGAAACUGGGAUUUUAUCAAUGAGUUUUCUGAGAGACCACGCGUUGGUGAGAUGUUGCCAUGGCUUCUACAGACACCAAGACCAGACAUCUACAGGUCAAUAUUGCGUAUGUUACUGCGUCAUACGGAUUCGGUCAAAAGUAGCAUUGAGGAUUUUUUCACUAUAAAGGUACAAAACAAGAAGUUGGUUUGUGCGCAUGUGCGUCAGGGAAGGAGCAAGACUCUACCCACAGAUGAUUCUACCGAUAUCAAAGAGAAAGAUGUUCAACUGAUCUUUGACUUUUUGUCCAAAUACAAAACUUCAAACCACAAACUAUUUAUAGCAACGGAUUCUGCAGAUGUAAAGAAUUUAGCGCGCCAAAAGUUUCAAGAUUUUCUUCUAGAGGUACCGGGGCCCAUCACUCAUAUGGAUAUUUCAAGGAGUGGUGAUCUUUGCAACGGUCAGCAAAAGGCUUUUAUCGAGCAUGAAAUCUUAACGCGGUGUGACACUCUGCUGUUAACCAGAAGCGGGUUUGGCAUCAUCGCCGCCUUCCUACGAGAAAAUUCGGAAGAACUCUAUUGUUAUUCUCGUCAUUAUAUUGCGCCAUGUUCUCGUUACACUCUUUCCAAAAUAUAUCCAUGGACAUUGUCACCAUGGGAUGACCUUUGAUCUUUUCCCCAGAAUAUCAAAUCAUAUAUAUAUAUUGAUCAUUAUUUAUGCAGACUCAUUAAUCUAAACUUGUGUAGAAAGUAGGAUAUGUACGUUCGAAGUUUAUUUUUGAUGUUUAUAUCACAGGCACAUGUUUCUGUAAUGAAAAUUUCAACUUUGUAGCAUUGUACCAAGGAAUACACUUUCUAUUGUUAAAGCAAGUGUCGAUAUGGCUAAUAAAGCGAACAAUUUUAUUCUCAAAUGAGCUUACAACGUUUUACACAAAAUGUUUCGUACUGAAUCGGUUCUUGCAUUGAAGUUUGCACCUGAAGUCGCUGGAGAUGGCCAAUUAACGAAGAUGUUAAUUUUGUGAAUAUUCGAAAUUUUAAUUAUAGAAUGUAAAUAGUAGCUUAUUGUUACUUGACAAAUACAUAUACAUGUAUGUAAAAAAGGCGGAAUAAUCCUGUACACUUAUUAAUCAAAUUUCAUCAUAAAGUUCACAAAGCAAAUAAUUA